Molecule: messenger RNA, 606 nt
Organism: Abrus precatorius (Indian licorice)
Lineage: Eukaryota; Viridiplantae; Streptophyta; Magnoliopsida; Fabales; Fabaceae
Product: tyrosine-protein phosphatase DSP3-like
Exons: 5
Coding region: 1-606 (201 amino acids)
Biological process (GO): protein dephosphorylation
Cellular component (GO): cytoplasm
Molecular function (GO): phosphatase activity
Source: RefSeq, a predicted model, not a curated record
AUGGUUGGAGUGGUGAUAUCGAUGGAAGAGGAAGAGGAAGUUCUGGUUGCUCCAAACAACUUUUCAAUGGUUGAUGAGGGCAUUUAUCGCUCAAGCUUGCCACAACCUUCCAAUUUCGCUUUCCUCAAAACUCUCAAUCUUCGAUCGAUCAUAUACUUGUGCCCCGAACCCUAUUCACCACAAAAUUUAGAGUUCCUUCGAUCACACAAUAUUCAGCUCUUUCACUUUGGUAUUGAAGGCAAGACGGAUCUUUCUGUCUCAGCCGUCAAGGAUACUAUCUUGGAGGCUCUCAAAGUUUUAAUUGAUGUGAGAAAUCACCCAGUUUUGAUCCACUGCAAUCGGGGAAAGCAUCGAACUGGUUGCGUUGUUGGUUGCUUGAGAAAAUUGCAGAAUUGGUGUUUAUCUUCUGUGUUCGAGGAGUAUGAGCGAUUUGCUGGUGCUAAAUCAAGGGUCACAGAUUUAAGGUUCAUAGAAACGUUUAACAUCUUAAGCCUAAGGCAGUGUCUUAACAGCAUCAUAUACCGGUACCUAGGUCGUGCUUCAAAGAAGCCGCGGUUGCUUUAUAAAGAUGAGAAUUUACGCAAACCCCAAUUGACAUUAGUUUAG